This is a messenger RNA of Triticum turgidum subsp. durum (durum wheat), 1620 nucleotides long. NCBI's taxonomy places the organism in Eukaryota, Viridiplantae, Streptophyta, Magnoliopsida, Poales, Poaceae. The record is from the annotation of a GenBank genome assembly.
AUGCAGGCACUGGCGCGAGCGGCGCGGGGGCUGUGGCCGGCGGCGGCUGCGGCGGGGAGGGGGCAGGCGCAGCUGCAGGCGGCGCGGGGGAUCGUGGUGCAGGUGAGGGACGGCAACCUGGAGCGCGCGCUGCAGGUGAUGGAGCGCAAGAUGCGGUCCAGCGGCAUCGAGCGGCUCAUCAAGCGCCGGACGGAGCACCACGUCAAGAACUCGGAGAAGCGCGUGCUCGCGCGCAAGGCGCUCAUGGCGCGCGUCCGCUCCCAGGAGCUCGGCAAGAGCCUCCGCGACAUCCUCAUCAAGAAGAUCAGGUCUGUACUGCCUCAGAUUGGGGGCACCGUGCUGUGGCUCCAUAUCUAUGGGUCAGUAAGGGCAUCUCUCAGCGGGCAGCAUUUCAGCAACAUUCAGCGAUCUGUUUACAGCAGGUUGAUAAUAACUUACCUGCAUGCCAAGAAUCUUUUUACGUCUUGGAUCAUAGGCAAGAGAACAAACUACCCAUUGGAGAAAAAAGACAAAGUUUACCUCUUAUGGAGAAUGACCUACACCACAACCUUGUUCAUGGGAUUCAUGGGUAUGGUCAGACUUGGCAGAAAUUGGUGGAAGUUGUCAACCGAGACAGCUACCAGCGGCAAGCCGAACGAGAAGAGCAAUGGGGAGGCCUCUGGAUGUCAGGGCACCGCAUUGGGGACGAGCAGCGUGCCAGGCGAGCUGGCCGAGGUGGACACUGCUUCAUACCGAGGCGGCGUCAAGCCGAGGUACAAGAACAAGGGGAAGAAGGGUUUCGAUGGCCGGAGCACAGAGACAGCCAUGACCGGCUCUUUGGUUGAGGUGGUGAAGGCAUCGCCACCGCGAGUCGUUGAUUCGGAGAACAAGGGGAAUGCUGGAUCGAGUAAUCAGAGCACUGGAAAAGCUUCGGCAAGCUCACAGGGCGAGGCAGCUGAGGAUUCACCACUGCAGGGAGUCAAGUCGGAUAACAAGUGGAAUAAGAAGAACAAACCCUCAGGAGGAAGGCAGGCGGGCGCACCACCGAGCGGCGAUUGGCCGAACAGGAGGAGGGACCAGCCUCGUCCGUCCGCUGAGGGUAGCCGCGGCCGGAGGAAUGGCGAUGGUCAAGGAGCCGUAUGGGAAGUAAAAUCCGAUGGCCUUGGGGGAAAGCAGCCGGAGGUGGAGGGGAAGGCCCACUCGCAUCUGCCCACUGAGAGCAGCAGUAACAGAAGGAGGGGCAGUGGUCAAGGAAUGACCAGGAAGGGAAAAUUUGAAGACUCUGGGGAGAAGGAGCUGGUGGUUGAGAUGAGGGCGCAUCCGCAUCCAGCUGCUGACAGCAGUAGCUAUCAAAGCAGCAGCGGUGAUCAAGGAAUGGCCGGGAAGGCAAGAUCUGAGGACUUCGGGGAUAAGCAGCCGGUGGGAAGGAGCAGCGGUGAUCAAGGGAUGAACCAGGAGGCAAAAUCUGAGCGCUUCGAGGAGAAGCAGUCGGCUGUGGAGAUGAGAGCUGUAAAGACCUACCGUGGGCAGCGGCCUGGCGGUUGCAGCCGAGUGAAUGGCACCACAAGGCAGCCCGGCAGCAUCUGGGUUCCAAAGGCUGCUGCUGUCCCAGUCCGCACCGAAGUCGGAAACAUUCCAUAG